Molecule: messenger RNA, 1809 nt
Organism: Danio rerio (zebrafish)
Lineage: Eukaryota; Metazoa; Chordata; Actinopteri; Cypriniformes; Danionidae
Source: RefSeq, a predicted model, not a curated record
UUAUUUAUGGCAGGCGCGCUCCCGCGGACUGCACCGUUAUUAUUCGACGAGCGCGACUGACACCGAAACUACAAUGUCAAGCGCGCCGAGGAGGACCCGUCCUGAUUCCUCAUUUGAGUCCUCGAAUAAAUCGGAUGACAUUAGUGGAAAUAUUGCGAGGAUGUGUCAUCUGUCAGAUGAGGUGGAGGUGUGAGUGAGUCAGGCAGAGAUGGAGCUGAUCAGAAGAAAAGACUCAGACUCAAACGGCCUGUUCUCCGACAACUCCGACAAUGACUGUGAGGACAUGGGGGCUUGUGGACCGAAUAUUGGAGUGUGUUUGUGUGAAAAUACCAUCUUCUAUGAUCAACAUUCACCAGAGGACAGCAGUGUAAAGUGUGUCCAGUGUGGUAAAAACCGGCCGCUGAUCACCAGAUACUCAGAAGGAUAUGGCACAGAGGAGGAGUGUGUGCAGACGCAUCUUCAGGGAGACAGUGAUGCAGACGCAGACAUAGAGGACACCGACAGCAGACUCCAGAUUGCGGGUUCCCUCCAGCGAAUCAGCUCGCGAAAGAGAAAGCGCCAGCGAAUCACACGGCAGGACACUACUGAGAGUGAAGAUGAUGGUGGGCGGAGCCACAGGACACAUCGCUGGAGUUUACGGCUCAGUCCUCACCGCACACACAGCAGAACAAUACUGGAGGAGAGUGUUUCUCAGGUGCGGCCGCUGGUGAUCUGUCGCUGCGCAGCUCGAGACACUCAAAGCCUCACAGACGUCGCACCGACCAACAGGAAGUGGUCGUUGAUGGCGUUUCCUGUUCCACCGUCUGUCACUUUGUCCUGCUUCCUGCUCUUCAUCCCUCUGUCUGUGUCCAUCACCAUCAUCAUCAUCUUGCUCAUGUCUUUCCUCCUGCCGCUCACUGACACCUGAACACAGCACUCUCAGGUCAUCAGGCCAUUCGCUGCACUUCUGUCCACACCUAAAAGAAAAAAUACUGAAUUAAAUUACUAUAGCAAUUUAUAGUAAAUAUUAUAGUUUCUGAUCCAUACUAUAGUAAAGUACCUGAAUUCAUCUGUUGUGGUGAUUUCAUAGUUGCUAUGUUAACACAACAACUUUAGUAAUUAAUCCGUUGUGGCAAUUCUAUAGUUGCUAUGGUAACGACGACUACACUAACUGAUCUGUUAGGGUAAUUCUAUGGUUGCUAUGGUAACAGAACAGCUAACUGAUCUGUUAUGGUAAUUUCACAGUUGCUAUGGUAAUAGAACAAUUAUAGGAACUUAUCUAUUGUGGCGAUUCUAUAGUUGCUAUAGUAACAGAACGACAACACUAACUGAUCUGUUGUGAUAAUUCUAAAGUUGCUAUAGUAACAGAACGACAACACUAACUGAUCUGUUGUGGUGAUUCUAAAGUUGCUAUGGUAGCACAGCAACUAUAGUAUUUAAUCAGUUUUGGUGAUUCUAUAGUUGCUAUGGUAACAACAACUAAAGUAAUUGAUCUGUUGUGGUGAUUCUAUAGUUGCUAUGGUAACACAACAACUAUAAUAGCUGAUCUCUUGUGGUGAUAGUAUAGUUGCUAUGGUAACACAACAACUAUAGUAAUUAAUUUGUUGCGGUGAUUCUAUAGUUGCUAUGGUAGCAAAACAACUAUAAUAACUGAUCUGUUGUGGUGAUUGUAUAGUUGCUAUGGUAAUACAAACAACUAUAAUAACUGAUCUCUUAUGGUGAUAGUAUAGUUGCUAUGGUAACACAACAACUAUAGUAAUUAAUUUGUUGUGGUGAUUCUAUAGUUGCUAUGGUAACACAACAACUAUAAUAACUGAUCUCUUAUGGUGA